Messenger RNA from Lichtheimia ornata, 1059 nucleotides. RefSeq lists its product as uncharacterized. Gene Ontology annotation, molecular function: voltage-gated monoatomic anion channel activity. Lineage: Eukaryota; Fungi; Mucoromycota; Mucoromycetes; Mucorales; Lichtheimiaceae. The coding region runs from base 1 to 1059 and encodes 352 amino acids. The transcript is spliced from 7 exons. Gene Ontology annotation, cellular component: mitochondrial outer membrane. Gene Ontology annotation, biological process: monoatomic anion transmembrane transport. The record is from RefSeq and is a predicted model, not a curated record.
AUGCGUGAAAUUACAUCGCACCAUGUUUUGGAAGCAUUCAAUGUUGCCAAGCUAGCUCUACCAGCCAUCCACACGUUGAUCCAUCGGCAUCUUGCAAUAGCGUUGUAUGCUGUUUGCUCACCUAAGCGAUACAUACAAGAGGAUCGUCAUUAUGCAGGAGGGCAAGAACAUCCUUUCCUAUUGGCUCCUUGUUUCAUGACCUUGGGCAGAUUUGUUUACCUUGCUUUCAAUGAUAUCGGUAAACCUGCCAAGGACUUGUUGACGAAGGAUUACCCUGUGGGAGGUGUCAAGCUAGAGGUUAAGACCACCACCUCUCAUGGCGUGACGUUCAAAGUCAAUGGACAACGUGAUCUUAGAUCAGGCCUUGUCCUUGGUGACAUUGAAGCCAAAUACACGGAUAAAGCAACUGGCAUUGCUAUCACAAAGGCAUGGACCACAGCCAACCACGUGAACAGCAAAAUCGAGCUCGACAAUAAUUUGGCAAAGGGCUUAAAGGUUGAGUUGCUGACAUCGCUGCUGCCAUCCAUCAAGGAUAAGGCAUUCAAGGUCAAUGCAACAUACAAACAGCCCCAUUGCCAUACCGUUGCUACCAUGGAUGUACUCAAGAAUCACUUGCACAUUACGUCUGUGACAGGUCAAAAUGGAUUUGCCUUGGGAGGUGAAAUGUCAAUCAAUACACGUGAUGGCAAGGUGCUACGCUACAGCAGCGCUUUUGGAUAUAGUAAUCGCGAAUACAGCUUGGCCCUUCAUGCCACCAACAACCUUCAAAGCUAUGCUGCAUCAUACUAUCAUCGUAUCAACCCACAAGUAGAAGCAUCAGGCAAAGCCAUGUGGGAUGCACAAGGAAGCAAUGUGGUCGUGCUUGAAGUGGGUUGCAAGUACCAAGUGGAUAAGUCGGCGUUUGUCAAAGGCAGGAUCUCCAAUGCUGGCAUGCUCGGUAUUGCCUAUAAUCAAACGGUACGACCUGGAAUCAAGCUUAAUAUGGGUGCAUCGGUAGACACGACACGGCUCAAUGAGAAUGCACAUAAAUUGGGUAUUGCAAUUACCAUGGGCAACUAG